Molecule: messenger RNA, 1885 nt
Organism: Rhagoletis pomonella (apple maggot)
Lineage: Eukaryota; Metazoa; Arthropoda; Insecta; Diptera; Tephritidae
Exons: 2
Coding region: 268-1002 (244 amino acids)
Source: RefSeq, a predicted model, not a curated record
GGUGCGAUGUGGCAUCAACGAAAUGUCAAAAUAAAUGAAUGUCGAGAGCAAGAAGAAUGUAAGAAAUAAAAUGUAAGAGUAGUAGUAAUUUGAAUUCAGCCAAAUAAACAUCGUUGGGUUUUUAUACUAUUUUUCCCAACGUUAAAAAAUGUAUCUGAGUUUUAUUUUAAUAGUUCCUCUUAGAAGAAACAUUGGUUCAUGUCGAGCCGGAUUUGUGAUCGGCCUCGAUAUAGAUAAGAGAUAAUUUAGAAGUGCUUACAUACAUGCAUGUGUUCAAAGGAAUUUGAUGUGGCGAAAUUCAUAUCGCUUGCUAGAAUACUCGUUGGCAUUUCAAGUGGUUUCAAUCAGAGAAACAGAGGAAGGGAUGGUUUUGUUUCAUCGCUCUGUGAAAUCAGAAUGGGAGGACAAGAUCUUUUGGAAAGUUUAUGCAAGUCAAUUUCGCGCAUCAAGGAAUACUGCCAACAUGCAGAGUUCAAAAACGCAACGCUGGAGCAAGUGAAAGUUCGCGCUGAGAAGCUGGAAGCUUAUUAUGGACGAUUUGUAGAUACACAUGAGAAGCAUUUGGAUCAAGAUGCUACACAAGCAAGUACAUAUGACGACAUCGCAGCUUUAGUGGAGUCGCGCUAUUUUACGGCACAAGCCCUGUUGGCUGUUAGGAUUAAGGAGCUCACACCUGUGACAGCGCCAAUUUUGCAUGAGCAGCAGCCCUUCGCGGUCCAGGUAAACAUACCAUAUCAACAGCAUGACUUAAAAAAUACCUGGGGUAAUUUUGACGGAACAUUAACUAUGUGGUCUGGGUUCCGUGACCGGUUUUCCGCUGCCAUACAAGAAAAUAAGAAUGUUUCGCCAGCCUUUAAAUUUUCUUAUUUAAAAAAGUCGCUCAUUGGUAGAGCUGCACAAACACGAGGUGAAUGGCAGCUUACAGAUGAAAAUUAUAUAGAGGCAUGGGAGCGGCUCAAGCAGCUGUAUGACCGCAAAUAUCCAAUUUGUCGCGAACAUUAACGGCGUUUAUUCGUUUGCCAGUUAUAGGAGGGGUCCCACGGGCUCAUGAGCUUCAGCGAAUGUCCAAUGUGACACAUGAAGUGUUACGACAGCUCCGAUCUCAAGGAAUUCCGGUCGAUGCUUGGGAUAUGAUUAUAGUUCAUAUGCUGCAUGAAAGGUUAGAUCCUGAUACGAGUAAGCAGUGGGAGCUGCAACGAGAGACAGAAACACCGACUGUAAAACAAAUGUUAGAUUUCUUGGAUCGUCAAGCAGCUGCCUUAGUUAAUGUUGCAGAUCUACGUAAUUUACGACCACAAGAUGGCAAGGCAUUAAACAAUGGGAAGAGAGACAGGCUAUUAUCAACGCGUUUUGGGUCAGAUGGCAUAACGAGUAUUUGACAACACAAGACAGGAGCGCAAGAAGUGGUGACGAGAAUCGGAGCGAGUGCGCUUAGGACAGUUGGUGCUAAUUAAGAGUGAGCAAUGGGCUAUAGGCCGUAUAAUAGAACUUCACCCCAGUAGGCAUAAUUUGGUACGCUCAGUGGCAAUUCGAACUGCGACGAACAUUUUACACAGGCCAGUACAAAAGAUAUGUAUCCUGCCGAUAGACACAGAAGAGAAAUAAAAUCUGAGAACUGGCCAAGGGGUCAUAGCAUUGGAAAAACUGAUGGUUUUUCGGGGGGAUUGUUAAGAAUUGAGCGAAUUUGGUGCGAUGUGGCAUCAACGAAAUGUCAAAAUAAAUGAAUGUCGAGAGCAAGAAGAAUGUAAGAAAUAAAAUGUAAGAGAAGUAGUAAUUUGAAUUCAGCCAAAUAAACAUCGUUGGGUUUUUAUACUAUUUUUCCCAACGUUAAAAAAUGUAUAUGAGUUUUAUUUUAAUAGUUCCUCUUAGAAGAAACAGCAGUAAA